CCUAGGCGCCUUUCGCCUUCCCCCCUUCUCUGCCCCCCUCACAACCGCCAAUUGUGAUAUUCAAAUUGCGCGGUUGUGAUUGGGCCACGUGGCCAAUGGCGCGGAUGUCGAGGCGCUGUUCCUUCCUUUAAAUUGAGUCGAUUCACCCAACCUUCGCCCCAUUCUCCCAAAAUUCCCUUCUCACUCUAACUUCUCUCCUUGCCUACUCACCCUCUUUGCCUUUCAAAUAUGUCGAUUCCCAAUGAUGAUGCCACCGCCGCCGCCGCCACUGCAGCCGCCGCUAGAGCUGCGCCAGAUCAAGGCGCCCCCUCUAAAGCUGGUAAGAAACCUCUUUCUCUGCCCUUUUUUUUUUAAAUGUUAUGUUGUCAAUGGAGGCGCCGCUCACUUUCCGCCGGUUGUGUGCGCUUGGUUGGAUUGGCUUAGCGGGGGCGUCUACACUGUCUCCUAUACCGGCGUCAUCAUCUAACUACUACGUGCCGGAAGACGGGUCUUUCAAAAUGACCACAUGGGAAAAUACUUGGCCUCCCGGAUACGCGCCCUGUGAGACUACCUGCUUGCCGACAAACGUGGCAGGGCCUGAGCGCAACUCUACCAUAUCGCCAUCUUGGAUGACCAGUUUGAUCACGGAUCUUGGACUCCCCCGAACCUGGACGUAUGCGCCCCCAUCGCCCAUUGCUAGGGUAGGAUUGUGCGGUCCCCGAUGGUUAGGCAUAUACCAAGAGUACUUCCGAUUUGGGCUUCGAUUUCCUCUAGACCCCAUCUUGGAGGGGAUUUUGGAGUACUGUGAGUGUACUAUUGGGCGCCUAUCUCCCUCGGUUAUAUUGAUCAUCACGCUUUUCAAGCUGAAGUGCCGAAUUCAUAAUGUGCGCCCUACCUUCAACCUCUUUCGCCACUUUUUCACCGUGACGCCUCGAGACAAUUGCCUAUCCUUGGUGCGCCGCAAAAAAGUACGCGCCCACUUCGUGACGCGGUGCCCGAAGCUAUGGAGGACUUGGUUUACAGGCUUCUUUUUUGUGAAGGCGCACAGAGACUUUUUCUUUGCUAGUGGAGACGCCUUUAGAACAGAUUGGGAGCUAGGUGAAGACAAACGCUUUAAUGCCGCCGUUACACUUAGUCAAGAGGAACGAGAUGGUGUCGCGCUAAUUAGCGGCUCACCUGUAGAUUUGCGCCCCACCAGAGCUCGGGCGCCUAUUCUUAAUGAAUAUUAUGGAGAUGGUGUGUUUUAUGCCAAUUACUUUGUUGUUUUUGCAGGCGCCUUGUAUAAUAGAGUGCGUUUUGUUUGUGCAGGUGCUAACUUCUCACGGAUUGCCACCUUGAUGAAAAGCCGCUACGAGAAGAUGGCCCAUCAGGCGCCUCGCCAGGCCGCUCCUAACCGUAGCCCGGCGUCUCCCGCCUCAGUCUCCACCAAGCAAUUGCCCGUUAACCAGACGGAAAAGGAGAAAGGCAAGGCGCCUAGUGGGAAGCCCGCCAAGACUUCAAGCGUGGCGUCCACGCCAUCAGGCGCGGAUGCGCCUGAGGAUCCGCCCUUGGUCGUAACAGUGGACGAGCAAGAGGAAGAAGACAACGUGCCCCUGGUUGCUCGAGGGAAAAGAGCAGGCGCCCGCCUUCUUUGUCACGGGAAGAAGCCCCGAACAACCGGUGAGGAGGCGCCGGAUGUUUUAGUAGGAUAAGGCGCACCCCGACAAGGCUCGUCCCAACCCGUAGU
This is a messenger RNA of Linum trigynum, 1705 nucleotides long. NCBI's taxonomy places the organism in Eukaryota, Viridiplantae, Streptophyta, Magnoliopsida, Malpighiales, Linaceae. The record is from the annotation of a GenBank genome assembly.